Messenger RNA from Necator americanus (New World hookworm), 702 nucleotides. RefSeq lists its product as uncharacterized. The transcript has 5 exons. The record is from RefSeq and is a predicted model, not a curated record. NCBI's taxonomy places the organism in Eukaryota, Metazoa, Nematoda, Chromadorea, Rhabditida, Ancylostomatidae. Bases 1 to 702 code for a protein of 233 amino acids.
AUGGGUCAAUGGUUUGCUAAGCAGUCCCCAUUACUGGCACGCGCAAAGAAAUCCACAUCAGUAACCAGAUCAGUAACCAAUCCGACACCCCCUCCCACUCCCAAAGACGCUGAAAAAAAUGAACAGAAAUCUUGUGCCCCGAAAAGCGAGUACACUCAGGAGGAAAAGACUGCAGCUACAGAUAGAAAAGAGAAAGCUGAAAUAUGUGCUGAUCAGCAUUUUGAUGAGUGCAAGACGCAACUGUCAGAAUUUAGAAUAGAAGUGAAACCUAGCAAAGAAGAAAAAUCAGCUAAAACUCCCGGAAAGGGGAGUGGAAAAUUGAGAAGCAAUAAAAGCUGGAAUGAGCGUUUGAAGGCGAAAUUUGAAUCAUCAUCAAAACGUUUCAAAAUGCGAAAAAAAGAGAAAGAAGAGCAUCCCGCUAAUCAUCUCACUAAAAGUCCGAUGAGUAGAAGAUUAAAAACAUUAGCGGCGCGAAUGGGCGGAAGCAAGAAGGAUAGCGGGCUUCAAAAAAACAAAGUCGAGUCGAAAAUCUCUGCAAAAGAUGAGAAGAAAGUUGCGAAGGGAUCUCGAGUUUCUAAAAAGGAGAAGCGUCAGGAGAGGGCGAAAAUUGUAGUACCUGAAUCAGAUAUGCCUAUAGACGAUGAUGGAUACACUAAAUUCGAGCCCACCGAUGCUGUCUGUCGUCCGGCACGGGCGGAGUGA